Nicotiana tabacum (common tobacco) is the source of this 3592-nucleotide messenger RNA. RefSeq lists its product as uncharacterized. NCBI's taxonomy places the organism in Eukaryota, Viridiplantae, Streptophyta, Magnoliopsida, Solanales, Solanaceae. The record is from RefSeq and is a predicted model, not a curated record.
AUGAAAAACAAUGCUCAUUCUGCAUGCUCCCCCACCGUUAUUCUCGGCAACUCCUUCAUUCUCCUCGCUCUCUCCUCCGGCAACAACCCCCCCCCCCCCCCCCCCCCCCCCAACCAAAUUACGACACCGAUAACCUCUUGCCUUAAAAAAAACCACAUCGUACGAGUGCUAAAAAACCAACCACGAUCACAUUUCUUGUUCUAGGGUACUUCGCAUUUUGCUUAAGGUUCCAAGAAUUAGCCUUUUGGUCUUAUUUUGGUAACGUUCAGUGAAUAAAGAUUCAAACUUUCUUCAAAUUGGGUAAAGAUUCUUGGCGGGUCACGUUUAAUUUGGCUGUAAAUUUCAAGUCUGCAUUGAAACUGGAAUGGUUUGAUGAGAAAGGUUAUUAUUGGUAAUGUUCAGUGAACAAAGAUUCGAUUUCUCUUCAAAUUGAGGAACAAUAUUUGAUGGGUUAGUUCAGUUUGGCUGUAAUUCUUAUGAAUGUAUUGAAACUAUCAAUCAAAUAAUGUGACAGAAGAAGUGUAUAAAUUGAUUCUUGGAAUUGUUUGGGAAAAAUGCUUAAAUGGAGACUCUUGGACAGCGAGGAUUCAUAUAGCGGACUCCAACUUGUUUGGGACUGAGACACAAUUGUUGUUUGCUUAUUGUAGAGUUGUUAUAAUAAAGGAAUUAAUAUGAAAGAAGGCAAUGGGCAAGAAGAAUUGCCAUCAUCACCCUACAGGGUAUUACAGCAAAUAUCCGAGGAAGCAGUAAGAGUUGCUGGUGAGGCGCUACAAAACGUUUACUCAAGUAGUAGUUCGAGAUUUUCACCAAAUACUGGGGUUGUUGGACAUAGAAGAAGUCGUAGUGAGAUAGUGACUUCUUCUAUUCAUAGAAGUGGAAGCAGUAAUUUUACAAAAUGGAAGUCUCAAAUGCAAAGGGCUUUGCGUAAUUGGGGUACUACUUCACAAGAAGACUGCUCGUUCUUACCGUUUAAUCCUGAGGUUUUGGCUAAUCAAAAGCGACAGUGGUAUCAGCUUCACUCGAAAACCUCGGAUUAUAAGAAAUAUAAGGAGCCCGACACGCUUUUUGAGCACUUUGUUAUCGUUGGUCUUCAUCCUGAUGCUAAUCUUGAGGAUGUUGAGGAUGCAUUUGCCAGGAGAAAAAAAUGGGAAGUACAGUUAGAAACAUCUGACAUGGUGGAUUUCAGAAUGCUUUCAAAUUGUGGUCCUUCAGUUCCAUCCCUAGAACCUCAGGUACUCUUUAAGUAUCCUCCUGGAAAGAAGUUAGCUAUGCGCAUGAAGGAUUUGGCAGCAUUCUGCUUUCCUGGAGGUGUUAAGGCACAUGUAAUGGAAAGGACACCAUCAUUUAGUGAACUAAAUGAGCUGGUCUAUGGGCAGGAGCACUUAGGCAGAGAUGACUUGUCGUUCAUAUUUUCCCUUAAGGUGGCAGACAAUGCUACCCUUUAUGGUGUAUGUUUACAUGUACCAGAAAUUGUUCAGAAACCACCUGCUAUCUAUGUUCCUUCAUCACCUCUUUCCCAAUCAGCAGUUGGUCGCAGUCAGUUUUUGGUUUCCGCACCCCGCUGUUAUUGUCUUUUAACAAGAGUUCCUUUAUUUGAAUUACACUACGAGAUGUUGAACAGUGUAAUUGCACAAGAGCGUCUGAAUAGGAUAACACAUUUUGUUAGUGAAAUAAAUCUCACUGAUUUUAUCCCCUCUGCAUCGAAAAUGAAUGACGCAUCAAAUGCAAACGUUGAUUCCCCUUACAGGGAUGAUGAAGCAGAUUGGACAGCUUCUGCAAUACCAGUUGACUGUGCAAUUGCUCUUACUGCUGCUGCUGCUGGGAUAAUCUCGGACGAUGAGGUUCCCUCGUCAUCAUCAAAGUGGGAAGUUUCUUCACCUGUAAGUAUCACCGCCAGUGAGGCAUCAGAUCAUAGUCAAGCAAGAGGAUUCGGUAAGGAUGGGGGAAGGAACAUCCAUUAUUUUGAUGAUUGUGUAUCCGAGGCCUCAGAAAAUCGAUCCGAUAGUGCUGAAAGGGUUUUUGGAAUUCAAGACAAUUACCGAACCCCUGAGAGCGGGCCUUUUGUCUGCUCAAAGGUCCAUUCUUUGGAGCGUCUUGGAAGCUUUGAAUCCUUAUUUAGUUCAGCAAGAAGUAUGGCAUCCGAGGACGAAGACGAUGACUUAUUUUUCAGCAACGACAAGGAUGCUGGGUGUGAGAUGAUAAUGGAGUGGGCUAGAGAGAAUAAGAAUGAUUUGCUGCAAAUAGUUUGUAGUUAUCAUUCCUUGCCCCUUCCACCACGAGGAAGUAAGAUCGUUUUUCAGCCACUCGAACAUCUACAGGCUAUUGAAUACGAGAGAAUUUCAGUUUCUGAACUUGGAAUUAGUGAGAAACAUCUGGGUACAAGCAUGAAGGAUGCAGAUGAAGUUGCAAAGGUAAAUUUCCAUUUAGCCGCUGCUGAGGAAGCUGUUGGACUAUCUAUAUGGACAACUGCAACAAUCUGUCGUGCACUUUCAAUUGAGACGAUAUUGGCCUUAGUCACUGGAGUGCUUCUUGAAAAACAAGUGGUUAUUGUGUGCCCCAAUUUGGGUGUUCUAUCUGCUGUGGUGCUAUCUCUGAUCCCCAUUAUUCGUCCAUUUCAAUGGCAGAGUUUAUUCUUACCUAUUUUGCCUGGGAAGAUGCUCGAUUUCCUUGAUGCUCCUGUACCUUUCAUUGUUGGCCUGCAGCACAAACCAACUGAUUUGAAGAUGAAAAGUGUUAAUCUUGUCCGUGUUAAUGUAAACAAAGACCAGAUAAAAUCGUGUUACUUGCCUCUACUUCCUCGACGUAAGGAGCUUCUGUCAGAAUUGCGGCCAAUCCACGCUAGAUUGUCACGCGAAGAUACUGUUGCUCAAAGGCGCCCUAUAUACAGAUGCAAUGAAGUGCAGGCUGAAGCUGCAGCACAAUUCUUGACUGUUAUGCGGCGCUAUUUAGAGUCUCUUUGUUCAGAUUUGAGGUCUCAUACAAUAACUAGCGUACAAUCAAACAGUGACCGGGUCUCGAUACUGCUAAAGGAUAGCUUUAUUGAUUCUUUUCCUGGUAGGGAUCAACCUUUUGUGAAGCUUUUUGUGGAUACACAACUUUUCACCGUUUUGUCAGAUGCUCGUCUUUCAAGCUACGAGAACGAGUAGGAUGUUAGCAAAAAAGAUGUGCUGAACUUUCUGUCAUUGCAGAGAAGAAGCAAAAUGACAUAUAACCGGACUAACCUUUUCUUCGUGUAUGUUAUGAUAUAACGGUGUUGUAGCAUAGAAAGGCAUGAGUUGUGCACAGGCUGUAAGGAGAAACUUUAUUUAGGCAUGAUUAUGAUAAUAAUGACAGUUUUUUCCUCCAAAUUUUGGAAGUAUAGGUGGUCUAAUGGAAUGGAUUUUCCAAUAACAUGAUCAGAAAACUGAGAAAAAUAGCCUAGAAGAUCAUCGUCCCUACCUUUUUUUGUGGGAUUGAUGUAAUUUAAAAUAUCUGCUUAGAAAAAAGGUAGUUCAUUUUUAUGUGUAAUCUUGAGACUAGUAACUUAUAUGACUUGAAACACUGUGAUUGUAAUUAGUGUCAUCAUUUGAACAUGAGCUGCUUCUUUACUGCA